This is a messenger RNA of Pygocentrus nattereri (red-bellied piranha), 4153 nucleotides long. It is a transcript of the gene isoc1, whose product is annotated as isochorismatase domain containing 1. The coding region runs from base 51 to 908 and encodes 285 amino acids. The transcript has 5 exons. Gene Ontology annotation, cellular component: cytoplasm. Lineage: Eukaryota; Metazoa; Chordata; Actinopteri; Characiformes; Serrasalmidae. The record is from RefSeq and is a predicted model, not a curated record.
UCUCGGCGGCUGGAGCGCGAGCUCCCCCACUGGCGCGCGCUCACACCAUCAUGGCGGACGCUCACGCGCACGGCGGCGGUAACCUGGUCCCGGUGCUGCUCUCCUUCUCCGUGUUCUCGCGACCCUCCGCCGUUCCCGCCGGCUCGGGCUAUGAAGUGCUCAUCCAGAAGUUUCUCUCCAUUUACGGCGCGCAGAUCGACGUGCACCGCAAAUUCCUCAUGCAGCUGUUCUCGGAGGAGUGGGGCCAGUACAUCGACCUGCCCAAGGGCUUCACCAUCUCCGAGAAGUGCCGGCUCCGACUGGUGCCCCUGCAGACGGACAUCACAGCGCUGGGCAACCUCUCUCCAGCCACCACCGUCUUCUUCUGCUGUGACAUGCAGGAGCGCUUCAGGCCCGCCAUCAAGUACUUCGGUGACAUCAUCAGCGUUGGCCAGAGGCUGCUCCAAGGGGCUCGUAUUCUGGGCAUCCCUGUCAUCGUGUCGGAGCAGUACCCUAAAGGCCUGGGCAGCACAGUGCAGGAGAUGGACCUGACAGGAGCCAAGAUGGUCUUUCCUAAAACCAAGUUCUCCAUGGUGCUGCCGGAUGUGGAAGCUGCCCUGGCUGAGAUUCCAGGAGCCCGUAGCAUUGUCCUCUUUGGAGUUGAGACUCACGUGUGCAUACAGCAGACGGCGCUGGACCUGAUCGGCAGGGGUUUUGAAGUGCACAUUGUAGCUGACGCAACAUCCUCCAGAAGCAUGAUGGACAGAAUGUUUGCACUAGAGCGCCUUGCACGCAUCGGAAUCAUCGUCACCACCAGCGAGUCUGUCCUGCUGCAGCUCGUAGCUGACAAAGAGCAUCCAAAAUUCAAAGAGAUCCAGAAUAUCAUUAAGGCCAGCGCCCCUGAGUCUGGCCUGCUGUCCAAGGUGUGAGGAGGUCCGGGCAGAGAAACGUGAGGCGCUUGUCUGACUCGCUACAGUCUUUGUUUUGCCCAACAUCUCUUACAGGUUCUGCAAAAACGUCUUCAGAUUUGAUGGAUGUUUUGAAUUUCUUUCUGAAGAUUUUCAAAUGUUAGUUCAUUCAUGCGCUUCAAAUCGUACUAACUUUGUUAACAGGUUAAAACUGUAGUGUUUUUAGGUGGUGGUGGAUUUAGCUGACGUUUAUUUUUAGGUGUCUGUUUGCUUGGCAACAAACUGGAUAACUUGCCUAAGGCCACAAGUUACUGUUUAAUGGAUGUCUCACAUUUUAAAUUGAAACAGUCCAAUAAAUCUUGGGAGAGGGAAUUAAGGGAAUAAGUUCUUUCGCCAGAAAUAUUGUCCUGUAUAUCACCAUGGACACCACUGGAACUGCAGGUGCAGCACAAAUUAAACCCCACACCCUUCAAAAAAUGCCCCAAAUCCCAGUGUCAUUCAUUUUAGAAUCUAUUAAACAGGUAUUUUAAUUUGCAUGGUCCAGUAGUUUAAUUGUUCAGAAAUUCAUAGCAAGCAUAAACCAUGCUGAAUGUGCAGUAAAAAGUUACAACGUGAAGACUUUUGUGACCUUAGUGAAUGAAGUGGUGGUAGAAUUGGCGGAUUAACGAACUGUAGAAGCAUGAGGAGUUUUAGUUUGUGCUGAAUUUGUACGAAAAACUUAUAGAGGGGCACUUGUAGUAUGUGUAGUAAUGUAUUUCUGUGGCAUUUUGCUUAAGUAGAGCUACGAAAUGUGUAAAGUCCCCUGUUUGAUGUGAUGUGAAAACCCAAGGUCCCCCAGUCUGAAAUAAUUUAAAAUACAUUUGUCAUUUCCCCUUAAAAUCUUACCAUCCACUUGUUCAGAUGUUUGCUUUAUUUAUUCAGGAGCCUACUUUCUCAGCUGUUACGAUUACAUAAAAAUCCUAGACAGAAGAGUGAGUGAAGGCACCAAAAGCAGACUACCUCUUAAAUUCUUCAUUUGAUUAAACUCCUGAAAAUGUUACAAGCCAUUAAAUAACACCCUUAGAAAUAUGUGCAUGUUUGUGAAGGCAUGAGAAUGUCGCUGUAAUUAUAAAACAUAUAGAGACUAUUGAAACUGAAUGAGUUGGUUUGAUCCAUUAUGGAAUACAUUGCUGUUACAUAAUUUUGGGUCAGGCUUAACCCUUAGAAGUCGGGAGUUAUUACUUUUGUUUUGAUGCAUUAUUUAAAUGUAAUUCCGUAACAGCAUUUAAUGAUAUGGUUAUUAUUUGAGUUCCACACGGAAUUUACUCUCGAUUUUAGAGAUGCACCAGUAUCAGAUUUGUGGGUUGAUGCCACUAUUCAACAUUUUUCAUGUACAUGUCUGCCAAUGUGGAUACAUAAACAUUCAUAAAAUGUUGAAAUUGGGACUGCACUGUACUUUCUUUACUCUCAUAGAGAAAUAACUAGUUUCUAUAGGGUUACAAAAGCAAUAAAAUGAAUAAAAUGCAGACAUUGUAGCACGGUAGUCUAGCAUCACCUAAACAUUCGGAAUACAAUAAAUACAUCAUCAAAUAUCUAUUUGAAAUAUCAGUCGGAUCUAAACAUCCCUCCAGUGCCGCUGAUUUUUUUUAAUAAGCAGAUAUCUGCGGAUACCAAAUAUGAUUCUGUCAUCAUCGUGAAUCCGUAUUUGGUUUAUUUUCAGUAUGAAUGAGUUUGAGCCUUUACUGCCCUUUUGCUUUCUGUUUUAAUGUUGAGAUGACAAGAAAAGCAGAAAUGUAAAGGUUUUUCUUUCUGCAAAACAGGACUGAACACAUCAAAUUCAUCAAUUUAAAUGUUUUUUUUUCUACUUGCAAACAUAAAUGCAGUGUCGAUUGAAAGCUUAGAAUCUGUACUUCCAACAGAGUAUCUCCAUUUGUUCAGUGAGCUACUAGUGAGAAACAGAACUGCUCUAUGUUUUUGUCAUUGCUGGCAAUAAUCACGACCUCUAAGGGUUAAAGUUUUAGUUCAUUGAACCGAGGCUGAAAAAUCACCCAGCAUUGCUUACUUCAAGUUACUGGUCACAUUUAUUAUGAUUUUUUUUGUUGCUGUUUCUAUUGUGUUUGUUUAAAAGUCCUCUUGUAGGUUUCUUUUGUGGUCUUUUUCCUGUGUUCUGUGUUUUCUGGUUGAGUUCAUGCACAAAACCCCUAAACGGCACUAAAGCUCCAUCGUCCUUUAAGUCUGAAAGGGCUGAAGGGUCUGUAUGCUCACUUCCCGGCGUCUGAUCCAACUUCGCUCUCUGACAUUUACUGUUUGUGUGAGUUUGUUACAUCUUUUGAAGGUCUGGAUACACUUAAGCAAACAUCACCCUUUAAUGUCAUACAUCAAAAUAACAUGCAAAGUCACACACUCUCAUUGCAUAAGCAGCUGUGUUUGAAUAGAAGACAAAAAUAAUCCAGAAUAUCUCGGAGGUUCUGCAACUACAGGCAAUUUCAGGCCCUGUGAGUGAAAGGUGGAGAAAAACAUCACUUGGUGCUUUUUUUGGUCAUAGAUGACAUGGCAGUCUUUCACCAUUUCAUCAUUCAUAAUUUAUUUGUACUUCGAAGUAAAUAUCUAAUGUAAUAUGUUUUAUUCUUUGUCAUUACUGUCAUUUUGUUUUUCUUGUUUAAAAAUCUAUGGCAGCACAUGUCAAACAUGAUAGUGUAGUAAAUGACACAUAGUAAAAACUGACUACAGUGAAUUAAAAUAAAUAAGCCACAGCAUUACUAAUCUAGAAGUUUUGAGUAUCUGAUAAGGAGUAGCACAAGUGAUCAUUUUUAUCAUUAUUAUUGUUAUUAUUAUUGACAGUAUGUACUGGUGUAAAAUUAGGCCUGGAAAAAGUCCCUGUAGUUCCGCAGACAACCUUCUGCUUUACCCCUUUAAAGACAAUAAUCAUGUGGAUCAAAUCAGAAUGAUGCAGAUAUAACUCGUGUUUGUCUCACUACGUUUUUUGUUUUGUUUUUACAUUUUAACAGCAUGUCAUCGCUAAACUGUAUCUAAAGUGUAUCCAGACCCAAAGUGAGAGUGCAAGGAUAAACCUCCUACUGAUGGUGUGAAUAUGUGUGUAAGCAGAAAGAUUAUAUACAGUGCCUAUUUAUGAACAGUCCAAACUGAUUGUACCUCUCUCGUAUAGCCUACUUCUUGAUGUGACAAAAUAGAUUUGUGCACUUUGGUAACAUAACUGUAUAAGAACACCUUCAUUUUUGUAACAGCUUACAUACAUUAUGGAAUAAACAUUUAUAUUAUGCACUGUA